CAACCAAGCACAUCGCCAUUCCACAGCGUGGACAUCAUGGACGUCGACGCGGCCGCACAGACGCACGCGCACGCACACCGCCACCGCAGCAAGCGUUCUUCCUUGGCGUCCGGCGACGUGUCUCCGACGGGCAUGCAGUACCGCGGGGUGCGGCGCCGUCCGUGGGGCCGGUUCGCGGCGGAGAUCCGGGACCCCGCGUCCAAAGCGCGCCGCUGGCUCGGCACGUACGACACCGCCGAGCAGGCGGCCUGCGCCUACGACGUCGCCGCGCGCUUCAUGCGUGGAGCCAAGGCGCGUACCAACUUCCCCGCACCCGUCGAUUCCUGGCCGGCGGGGUACUGGCCGUGGGGCCAGUCGACGGCGCAGGCGCAUCCGCCGGCGCAGCUCAACACCUUCAUCCUGCACAACCUCAUGAGCUCCUCCCCGCACGGCUGCGUCCUCCUCCAUCACGCCGGCCACGGCCACUCCCACGUCAACCCCCCUCCGCCGCCCAUACCGACGCCACCAUCGCCUCGUCCCGCUGCUUCGUGCGCCGCUACGGUCACCAUUUCAGACACCGCCACGGCCUCGGCGUCGUCUGUUCCCGGAGUGGAAGACGACGACGACGACUGGGACUGGGCCGGCGUCCUGCAAGGGCGAGAUCCGCCGGAGACGGGGCUGCUGCAGGACGUGGUGCACGGCUCCCACGCGAGCAGGCGGCCGCGCGACCAUGUUCGCACUGCCGAACCUGACGCGUUGAUCUGGCUGCCGAACCAGGAGAGGCACGAGGCUUUCGGCGGCGUAUCCUCUUCUUGGGGCGCCGGCGACAAUGGGUACGAGAAUGAGGGCGACUUCCCAGUGCUGCCGCAGGGGCUCCUCCAGGACGUAAUCCAGUACCCGCCGUUCAUGGAGGUCGUGGCAGCGCCGUCUGCGAUGGGCCGCAGCCGCAGGGCGUGAUGUCGAGUGCAUGCGAUGCAAUGCGGUGCGAGGCGCGCUUGUUGUGCAUGCAAUCAUCGGUGAAAUUAGUACUCUAGGCUUUAAGAUUUGCUUAGCCGCCCCUAUAUAUAUAUACGCCAGUGUCUAAUCAAUCAUGCUACCCUGUACUAGAUCAACUUUUGGGGAUUGAAAUCUGGUCUUGUAGCUAGCAAAUGCAUGGAA
Molecule: messenger RNA, 1137 nt
Organism: Triticum urartu
Lineage: Eukaryota; Viridiplantae; Streptophyta; Magnoliopsida; Poales; Poaceae
Biological process (GO): regulation of DNA-templated transcription
Molecular function (GO): DNA binding; DNA-binding transcription factor activity
Source: RefSeq, a predicted model, not a curated record